Messenger RNA from Fimicolochytrium jonesii, 1109 nucleotides. RefSeq lists its product as uncharacterized. NCBI's taxonomy places the organism in Eukaryota, Fungi, Chytridiomycota, Chytridiomycetes, Spizellomycetales, Powellomycetaceae. The transcript has 3 exons. The coding region runs from base 116 to 859 and encodes 247 amino acids. The record is from RefSeq and is a predicted model, not a curated record.
CAUUUGCGUCAUUGCUCCCAUUAGCCCAUUAGCGCCCCUUAGGAGCAUUUGACUCCGCCGUGGCCGAAGCGAACAUUCCCACAGCCGUUUUUGCGGAACAAACACCCGCCGAAACAUGGCAUCACGCUGCGGCGCACGAAGUUCGGCAGCAGGAUGCUUAUUCUCAGGAAUCCGAAAGCGAAUGGGAAUGGCGGUCCGCGACCAACCACCACCGACAACGGGAGGACCAGGAACACGACCGCCGCCUCCGACGCACUUCCUGCGCAAUUUCCUAAUUCUUGCCGUCCUACUGAUAGCCGCGCUUCUGAUUGUACGGCGGUGGAGACAACGCAAACGUGGGCGGCAGGCCCGCUCUCCGUCCAGCAUGGGCACGCCAUCGCAUCCGCUAGCACAACUGUAUGCGGUUUUCACAAGCGGCGGUGGGGUACGGGAUGUGUUUACAUGGGCUUGGUGGUCACGGUCACGGAGGUCGUCGGUGGGUGGGUAUGAUCUCCUGGAUGGGCAAUUUGGCUUCGAGGAGGAGUUUGUCGAUUUAGAGGGAUUGGGCGGCGGGGACUUUGCUGGCGAUGUCGGCAGGAGGCUGGCGCCGUACAAAGGCGUGAAGCUGAGAGGUGGUGGGGCCGGCGGGCCAGCCGGAGGAAGUUCUCCGAUAAAUCCGUCGGCCGCCGGUGUGCCACGGCUGGCGAAGAGCAAUCGAGCGCUGUCGCCAUCGCAGACAGGGACGGGGGCGAGGGCUGUUUCGCCAAAGCGCGAUGCAGCAGCAGGUCCUUCCAGCGCGGCAGCCGCGGAUGACGAUGAUGCUGAGGAUCUGUUUCGCUGGGCCGAAACCAAUCUUCCGCCGCCAUCACCCGCGCGGUAGCAGAAUGCCUUCUUCAAUCUCCAGCUGCAAACGCAUCAUCUUCUCCUCCCAUCAAUCGACCGCAAAAUCACCGGUCAGAUCCCGAUCCCACAUUCCUGCUACCCACUUCUUCAGCACCGAGUCACGGCCCCCCGCGGCGCAGGGGAAGACCGCGGACAUCGUCCUCCUCCUAGCCCGCAUGUUGCGCCUUAAUGUUUAGAUACUUGUAUUUAUGCGUCAAUCCAUUGGGAGUGAGGAAAGGAAUGAACGG